CUCCCCUGCAGCUCCCCACUACGCAUGUUCCACAAGUCAGUCUCUGUUUAAUUCUCUCUCUCUCUCUUUCUCGUAUUUUGUAAUUGCAAAUAGAUAAUACUGAAAAAUGAGAGGGGCUAUCUUGUUGUCGGUGCUGCUCUUAGCUGCCUGCCAAUUCUCCGUAUCCAUUAGAGAUGGGUUGAUUGAAAAUGGUAAUUUCGAGCUGGGUCCCAAGCAAUCGGACUUGAACGGCACAAAGGUUUUAGGGCGAUACGCCAUACCAAGAUGGGAGAUAUCAGGUUUUGUAGAGUACAUAAAAUCAGGGCAAAAGCAAGGGGACAUGUUGCUGGUAGUGCCAGAAGGAGCAUAUGCAGUUCGGCUUGGGAACGAAGCAUCAAUUAAACAAAAGCUAAAAGUGAUCAAAGGCAUGUACUAUUCCAUCACGUUUAGUGCUGCUAGAACUUGUGCACAAGAAGAGGCAUUGAACGUGUCGGUUUCGCCGGACUCGGGUGUUUUGCCAAUGCAGACUAUGUAUAGUAGCAAUGGAUGGGACUCCUAUGCCUGGGCUUUCCAAGCUGAAUACCCAGUUGUUGAUCUUGUUAUACAUAAUCCAGGAGUAGAAGAGGAUCCUGCUUGCGGUCCUCUAAUUGAUUCUGUUGCCAUUAGAGCUCUGUAUCCGCCCAGACCAACCAAUAAGAACAUAUUAAAAAAUGGGGGUUUUGAAGAAGGUCCAUACAUAUUCCCCAACACAUCAUGGGGCGUCCUGAUCCCACCAAACAUUGAGGACGAUCACUCUCCUCUUCCUGGCUGGAUGAUCGAGUCACUCAAAGCAGUCAAGUACAUAGACUCGGACCAUUUCUCAGUCCCGCAAGCAAGACGAGCUGUAGAACUCGUGGCAGGUAAAGAGAGUGCAAUAGCACAGGUAGCUCGAACAGUUGUUGGCAAAACAUAUACACUCUCAUUUGCAGUAGGCGAUGCUAGUAAUUCUUGCGAAGGGUCAAUGGUAGUAGAGGCUUUUGCUGGAAAAGAUACACUGAAAGUUCCUUAUGAGUCGAAGGGUAAAGGAGGAUUCAAGCGUGCAGUGCUCAGAUUUGUUGCAGCUUCAAACAGAACUCGUAUAAUGUUCUAUAGCACAUUUUACACCAUGAGAAGUGAUGAUUUCUCUUCUCUUUGUGGACCCGUUAUUGACGAUGUGAAGCUGUUAAGCGUUCGCAAGCCAUGAUUCCAUGCUUGUCAGAGGCUAAGGUCAUGAACAUCAAUGCAAUACUAUAGAUUAUUAUGUUAAUUUUUGUUAUAUGAAAGGCGAGCAAGAGGUUCAAUCCUUCUUUAUGAGUUUUUUUUAGCAUAAUAUAUAUAAUUAAUAUAAUCUAAAAUAUAUAUGAAAUAGUAACUAAUCUCAGGAUAGCUUAUGGGAUAUUGUGAUUUUAUGAAGUGGUAAUGGAUUACCUUUAAGCAAAAA
This is a messenger RNA of Jatropha curcas, 1438 nucleotides long. RefSeq lists its product as hypothetical. The record is from RefSeq and is a predicted model, not a curated record. Gene Ontology annotation, cellular component: plant-type cell wall. NCBI's taxonomy places the organism in Eukaryota, Viridiplantae, Streptophyta, Magnoliopsida, Malpighiales, Euphorbiaceae.